Molecule: messenger RNA, 3430 nt
Organism: Sebastes umbrosus (honeycomb rockfish)
Lineage: Eukaryota; Metazoa; Chordata; Actinopteri; Perciformes; Sebastidae
Product: primary amine oxidase, liver isozyme-like
Exons: 4
Biological process (GO): amine metabolic process
Cellular component (GO): plasma membrane
Molecular function (GO): primary methylamine oxidase activity; quinone binding; copper ion binding
Source: RefSeq, a predicted model, not a curated record
UCAGAAUACUUGAACUACAAUAUGCUGAAAGGUUAUUAUGAAAUUUUUGGCCCAAUGAUGCCAAAAUCUUGUUGCCUACUGAAGCUUUAAGAUCUUAACGCACAUAGUACACUGUGGUUGUAUUGUGCUGUGGAUCAAUAAGUCUAUUGGCCUUUUGAACUUUUGAAUGCUGUACAAGCAGUUUGUUAGGAAUCUUAACUUGGAACAGAACAUCAAUACUAUUGUUACAUUUUAUGAUUGGUUUAUCUAACCCACAUCCGAUGAUCUUUACCCACAUCAUUGUAUCGCAGCAGUUACAACCUUUCACUCUUGGUCUGACCCCAGAUAUUAAACAAAUAAUAGAUUUACAACUGAGAUUUACAACUGUUUUUCUCUGUAAUAAAAUUCUAUAGCCAGUUAGAAGGUCAGUGUUUAUAUGCACUAAAAUUUAUAUAACUGGGUAACAAUUGGUUUUGUCAAGCAAGCGGAUUUCUUAAAUGUCAUGUAAAUGAGAAACCUGGUUUCUGUAAUUGAGGAAGGGGAUGAGAGAAACCUGAUUUCCCCCGGUAAAUUCACUAUGUAUAGCCUGCAAGUUUCUGAUCGAAGACGUGUUUGAUGAAAAGUCGGAUGAUAACUUAUUAAGAUUUAUCAACUGGGCACCAAGAAUAUCUGUAGCUACACAAUUUUAUAGAAUUCAUUCAAUAUUUGCUGAACCAAAAUGGUGAACUGACCAAUCCAACAACAUUGCUAUUCCUAGAGUUAAAUAUGACCCCCUGUUGGAAAUCCACAGUUUGAUGUCAAUGCUUUUCUACUAUCACUAAAGAAUGACCUCUUAUAGCCUAUUGCUUAAACAUUCAGAAAAUGGGAUGGAAACAACUUGUUAUCCAGAAUUACUUGGCUGAAUCCAAAGGUUCUUGCUACCUUUUGUAUGAAUUUUUGUCUCUUUCCAUGUUACCCAAUAAUCAUCACAGCAACUUUAUGGGUACUACUGCUAUUGCUCUUAUCAAAAGAAACACAUCUCAGGUUGUAAAAGCAGUCUUUGAAAUCAGUUGCCUCACCCCUUCACACAACCUCCAUAAACAUCUACCGUUUCCUCUCCUCAACCAUAACUGGUGUACAGCUGCAGAGAAAUGGUCUCUCAGACUAUUGCCAACGUCCUAAAAUGCCUUCUGGUUCUUGUAGUGGUUGCCUCGUUGAUAGGUAACUGUGUCCUGAUAUGGCUCAACACCCAACGCACUCCACAGUGCCCUGCGCAACAGGGAAACCCGGUCCAACCUGCGGAGCACAAUGAGCGCAGCAACGUCUUUGCUGAUCUCUCGGUGGAAGAGUUUCUACAGGUGCGUGACUACAUAACCAAGAUCCCAGGGAUGAACAUCUCCAUUGAACCAUCAUCACCUCCUUCAGUUGACUACCUGUAUAUGAUCGAUCUCUCCCUGCCGAAGAAACAGGAUGUUUUGCACCAUCUGGAUACCGAUGGGCCAAAACCAGCAAGAGAGGCAACUGCUGUGGUUUUUCAUGGCUCGAAAAACAACAUAAAGGAAUAUGUAGUCGGCCCUCUCCCUAACCCGUCCUACCACCGAGAUGUCACCUUUGAGAGAUAUAAAAGGGAGAUCCCUUUGACUGCACGCCCAAUGCAUUUUGGGGAACAAAUUUAUAUAAAAAUGUUUCUGCAAGUUGUACUUAAACCGGUCAGUAUGCUGCUGAAUGAGAGUUUUGGUAUAGAUGCAUCCGCAUACCCUACCUACUACGACACCAUGCCCAGAGGACUCAAGUCAGGGGACAGACAGACCUGGAUUUCAAUCUUUCGAAAUGAGGAGGGCUACUACAUCCACCCUGUGGGCUUUGAGAUCUUCUUCAACCACCAAAGCACCAAUUAUUUGACCUGGCAUGUGAUUAAAGUGCUUUAUAAUGGUCAGUACUUUGACAGUAUAAUGGAUCUGAAGCAGCAAUACGAGGCAGGGACUGUGAGGAAAAUCAUCUACAAACCUGUGCCGAAUUACGCCUCACUCAAACCCAAACAGAAACCCUCAGGCAUUGGACCACAGCAGUUUAAUGUACAAGGCAAGCGAUUUAGUGUGAAGAACAACCACAUUGUAUACCUUGACUGGAGCUUUGCCUUUGGUCUGAACCCGCUAACAGGCAUGAGAGUUUUUGAUGUUCGUUUUAGAGGAGAGAGGAUUAUCUAUGAGCUAAGUGUUCAAGAGGCCAUGUCAGUCUACGGGUCCGUCACCCCAAAUGCCAUGCUCACCAAGUUCCUUGAUGCCAGCAUUGGCAUUGGUCGAUGUGCCUAUGAGUUGGUCAGGGGCGUCGACUGCCCUUAUUCAGCCACUUACAUUGACACUUUCCAUUUCCAGGACACCGGUGUUCCACGCCGACUCAGAAACUCAAUUUGCGUCUUUGAGCAUGACCUGGGCCAGCCUCUACGGAGGCACUUCUCAGAGUCUGUCUUCACCAGUUAUGGAGGACUCGCAAACAGCGCUUUAGUGUUCAGGACAAUCACAGCUAUAGCAAACUACGACUACAUGUAGGAUUUCAUUUUCUACCAGAGCGGCUCAGUGGAGGCCAAGGUGCAUGCCACCGGCUACAUCUUCUCUUCCUUUGCACUGAAGGACAAUUUUCCAUUCGGUGACCAAGUAGCAGAAAAUGUCACUGGAAAUAUCCACACCCAUUUCAUCAACUUUAAAGUGGAUAUUGAUGUUUUAGGAGUGAAGAAUGUAUUCCAGACCAAAGACAUGGAAUUUGUGAAUGUCUCGCUGCCCUGGAUGCCUGAACGCCAUGCCAUGAUCCCUAAGAUAGUGGAGAAACAGCUUCAAACAGAGCAGGAGGCAGCUCUGCGCCACGACACCAAGACUCCUCGCUACCUCCACAUCGCCAGCAACAAGACCAACCGCUGGGGUCACCCGCGCUCCUACAGGCUGCAGGUGUUCAGCUUCACCGGGGACCACCUCCCAGAGAGCCAGCCCGAGGAGAGGGCCAUGUCCUGGGCCAGGUGAGAGGCCAGGCAGCCUGUGAGGGGAUAAACCUGGACUCCAGCUGUCGACUUUAGCAAGUACAUUGAAGACAACGAAAGCAUUGAAAACCAGGACCUGGUUGCCUGGGUGACCACCGGUUUCCUCCACAUCCCCCACGCCGAGGACAUCCCCAACACAGUAACCGUGGGCAACGGAGGCGGGGUCCUGCUGCGACCCCACAACUACUUUGACGAGGACCCGUCCAUCCACUCUGUUGAUGGGGUGUACAUUGCCCCGGGCAGCGAGGACAGCUGUGACAACAAUAAGAUGGCCUGCCUUGCUCAAGAGACCUGCAGCCCCGUCCUUGAUCCCUUCACCUACCACGGUUUUGAAUUUGAAUUCGGGAGAGGGAGGAAUUAAAAUGUGAUUCUUCCUUUGAUUUGUUCCUCUCUCUUUGAUAUCAAUUUUGUUUUAUUUCAUUGUAAAUCUAAAUGAUGAUG